Nasonia vitripennis (jewel wasp) is the source of this 2327-nucleotide messenger RNA. RefSeq names its product complex I assembly factor ACAD9, mitochondrial. Bases 141 to 2042 code for a protein of 633 amino acids. The transcript has 3 exons. The record is from RefSeq and is a predicted model, not a curated record. Gene Ontology annotation, molecular function: flavin adenine dinucleotide binding; acyl-CoA dehydrogenase activity. Lineage: Eukaryota; Metazoa; Arthropoda; Insecta; Hymenoptera; Pteromalidae.
UUGCUGCUCACGCGUGCACAUGCGCAUGAAAACGUAGCCUAAAUACUUAGUCGAUCUAGCAGAAAAAGAAAGGUUAUAUAUCGAUCCAUGCGCCUGUAAAACAGUUUUUGCUGACAAUCCGUACUGGUCAAAAGAGGAAAAUGAUGAUUCUACGAGUGGUGGCGAGACGUCACCUGCCCUGUUCGACAAGUGCUUGCCAGCAUACUCGACUGCUUUCGACAGCUCACGCUCGUGAGGAGAAGGAAAUCUUGCGUGAUUUUACACCUAAUUUACCGACUCCUCAGCCGAAGAAACCGGGGCGCCCACCUUUUGCUAAAAAUUUGUUCUUGGGAAAGUUUGACUAUGAGUGGCUGGCUUAUCCAGAGCCACAACACGUAGACAGGUACAAUGAAUUUCAAGAAUGGCUGGCGCCCAUCGAACGCUACAUGAAAACAGUAAAUCCCAAAGAAUUUGAAGAAACAGAAACCAUUCCCUCUCAUGUUCUUCAAAAGUUAAGGGAGUUAGGUGUAUUCGGUGCUAGGAUACCCGGAGACUACAGGGGCAUGAACCUUCUCAACUCUGAGUACAUGAGAGUUCUAGAAACCGUUGGCACCGUUCCUGCCUUGGGUCUGUUUCUCCUAAAACAAGGAGUUCCAGCCAUAGACAUCUUCACCAAGUGGGGCACAGUCGAACAGAAAUUGAAGUACCUUCCCAAAAUAGCUACAGGCCAAUCAAUAGCAACGGUUGCCGUCACGGAAAGCAAUAGCGGACCUUCAGCCUGUGAUUUCGAAACCAUAGCCUCGUUGUCCGACUGCGACGAGUACUGGUACCUCGAUGGAGAGAAAACAUUUGUUUCAAACGCCAGUAUAUCUGACGUCUUCAUCGUCAUAGGGCACGCGAUGCAAAGCGGCCAUCUGGAGAAGCGUCCCGAGACCAUUUCCUCCUUCAUUGUCGACAGGGAUACUCCGGGAUUCACGGUCCUGAAAGAUUCCAUUAAGACCGUUGGUCUAAAAGGUUUCGAAACCGGUAAAAUUGUCAUGCGAGGUGUCAAGAUCCCUAAGAGCAACAUCAUCGGCGAGAUAGGCGAUGGGUCCGAACAGCUGCUAGAAAUGUUCCGCAACGGUCGGCACUUCAUCGCCACUCAGGCGAUCGCACUGCUCAAAAACUUUCAGCGUAAACUCACCAAGGAUAUACUGCCUCGCAAGCACUUCGACAAAAUGCUCUUUGAAACGGAAUCGGCCAAGAUUGUCUUUGCCAACAUUAGCUGCUCUAUCUAUGCAAUAGAGAGCGUUCUCUACCUCACUACCGCAGCGAUGGACAUCUACGACGGCCAGGACCUCCAGUUGGAGACAGCCCUCGUCGAGCAGUUCUGCGUUCAGGAAUGCCUCAAGAGGAUACAGGAGAGCAUAUGGCUUGUCGGACCUAAAGCCUGUACCUUGGUGGAACCGUUUGAGCAGAUUCUGAGGGACGCGUUCACAGUGUCGAACUAUGAGACCUCCUUGUUUGACACGAAAAUCUAUUCUGCCCUCUUGGGCUUGCAACACUACGGCCUUGACAUGGCGGAUGACAUCAAGAAAAGUCGUAAUCCUUUCAUGUUCCCCAGCUACGUAUUCCAGCAGAUAUUUUCGCAGCAAGGCGCUUUGAAACUGCACAUAGAAGACUACCUGCACCCAUCGUUCAGGGAGUGCGCUGACUUCUGCGACAGGAGUCUCUUCAGAUUGAAAGACUCGGCAGAGAAUCUACUGAUUCGCAGUGGUACCGAAGUGGGCAAGGAGCACGGAGCCCUGCAGAGGCUUAGCGAUAUCGCCUCGUUGAUCUACGUGUACGUGGCCAUAAUCGGCAGAGCGUCCAGGUCGUACUGCAUCGGUCACAGAGACUCGUUUGACGAGGUGAAGCUCUCUAUGAUUAUGGCUUACAGGUUGCAGCAGGAGGUGUACAGACUAUCCGAUGAUAUAAAGAACAGCGAAUACUCCAACGGGGACUACCUUUGUAGGGAACUGGCCGAUCUACAUUUCGAGAAAAAGCACUACUUUGCAGCGCAUCCGCUACAGAGAAAUUACUAGACGCGCGUGACAAUGAAACGGUAUACUUAUACCUAAAGGAAUUUAUCCAUUGCGCGAAUGCUUUGUUUCACUGCGUAUAGCGUUAGGUCGUUUUUUUACUCCAAUUCGAAAGAUUCAUUUUUGAUAAGCAAUGUAACAAAGGAGACGUGAUGGAUGUAUAUUAAAAACCUUGCUUUCAGAAGCGAUUGGGGAUCGAUCAUGUUGACGUGACAGUAAGAUUGUAAAUAUUUAACUUUAGAAUAUGUUGUUAUUAUAAAAUAAAAACGAUAAGAACUAGAGAUUUUA